AUGCAAUGGCUGAAUAGAGAGAACGCCGAGCGGAGAGUGAAUGCACCGGUUUGUUUGGUGGCCACAGUCUCCGUGGGUGGAAUGGCACGCGGCCGCUGCGCCCGCGCACCGCGUCGUCGCAAGGUCGACGAACGACUUUCGCACGCUCGCCCCGAGGCACUAACCCUUCGGAGACCCGGUUUCCUCACGCCGCGACACCGCACCGCCAAUACCGCACCAAUUGCGAUGCGA
Molecule: messenger RNA, 231 nt
Organism: Iphiclides podalirius (scarce swallowtail)
Lineage: Eukaryota; Metazoa; Arthropoda; Insecta; Lepidoptera; Papilionidae
Source: the annotation of a GenBank genome assembly